Molecule: messenger RNA, 651 nt
Organism: Cynara cardunculus var. scolymus (artichoke)
Lineage: Eukaryota; Viridiplantae; Streptophyta; Magnoliopsida; Asterales; Asteraceae
Exons: 2
Coding region: 1-651 (216 amino acids)
Molecular function (GO): nucleic acid binding; zinc ion binding
Source: RefSeq, a predicted model, not a curated record
AUGAAGUUAAAGGAUCUUAGAGCAAAUAAUCAUCUUUUCCAAGCGAUUGACCGAUCAAUCUUGGAAACCAUUCUUUGCAAAGACACCGCCAAACAUAUUUGGGAUUCCAUGAAGAAGAAAUAUCAAGGUACAACAAGGGCUAAGAGGCAGCAGCUUCAAGCACUACGUUUGGAGUUCGAGAUGCUUCGAAUGAAGUUGGGAGAAUCAGUUACUGACUAUUUCUCAAAAACGAUGGCAAUCGUUAACAAGAUCUCUUUGUUGGUUCAUGAAAGGAAAAUUAACGAGCAGGAGAAUGAAGGGAAGGAAGAACAAGCACUGAAGGCAGAAAAUCACUCUACAUGGAAUAGAACUAAUAGAGGUAGAGGAAGAGGCCGAGGAAAUUAUCGUGGCAGAGGAGGCAGAAAUCACAAUGAUCGUGGGAACCAGCAACAUUUCAAUCGGCAAGAAAGUCAAUUCCGAGGAAGAGGCAGAGGACAUUCGAGGUCAGCAGACAAGUCAAGUGUUGAAUGUUUCGRUUGUCAUAGGUAUGGCCAUUAUAGAUCUGAAUGUCCCUCUGAUUUACAUAGACGAAGUGGCGAUCAAACUAACUUUGCAGAAAAUGAAGAAGAAGUCUCUCUUCUGAUGGUAUGUCACAUGACGGAGGAAACCUAA